AUGAUAAAUCUUCUUCUUUGGAAGUACAAUAUCAAUUUUAUAGAAGAUGAUUCACAAGAAGAAAAAGACGAGUAUGUUGGUGGUUGUUGUCAUACUGAAUCAACGAUUAAUCAGUUACCAAAUAAUGUUCGAUUAAUACUAACAACAAUGAAAAAAUGUAAAUCUUUGAGUGGACUUAAUAGACAAUUGCAGCUUGUUCAAAGUGAACCAGAAAUUGGAGAUCAAGAUAAUAGUGUUGAUAAAAAUAAAUCUAAUGAAGGAAGGACUCUUCAUCGAUCAUCCAUCAGACGAGCUGCUCAAUUGCUAGAAAAUAUGUUUAUUAUGGAAGAAGAAUAUAUUAUUGGUGCUUUUUUACAUCCAAAUUAUGAACAAAUGAGACGAGCAACUAGUUCUCAAAUUGAAGGGUGUUAUGCAAAAUGUCGUCAAUCACUAAUACAUGAUCCAUUAGGUGCUGACAUAAUCGUGGACAACUACGAGGCCGAAGCAAAAAAGCCAAAACUUUUCAUGUCAACGUUAAGGGACAAUCAAGAUGAACGAAAUCAAGACGGACAUGACGAGGUUGACGACGACAUAUCUUUAACACUUGGUGAAGAUGAACAAUAUUCAAAUCCAUUGAUUUUUGGAAAAAAAAGGAAAAUCAAUUAG
Rotaria sp. Silwood2 is the source of this 645-nucleotide messenger RNA. Lineage: Eukaryota; Metazoa; Rotifera; Eurotatoria; Philodinida; Philodinidae. The record is from the annotation of a GenBank genome assembly.